Messenger RNA from Acaulospora colombiana, 565 nucleotides. The record is from the annotation of a GenBank genome assembly. NCBI's taxonomy places the organism in Eukaryota, Fungi, Glomeromycota, Glomeromycetes, Diversisporales, Acaulosporaceae.
GAUCAGUUGGUUCCCUACGAAGGAAUUGAAGGAAACUAUUUCCUAUCGAGUUUUGAAGGAACUCUCUUCCGGAUACCGCUUCGGCAACAGCCGAGUGAAAUAUCUGAUUCCAUAUUUACCACGGCUCAAGUUCUCCAGCUGCUCUCCAGCAUUAAGUUAAAUAUCGCUUCGCAAUUUUUAUUUCUACGAAAUAUUGAAACCAUCGAAGUUUCACAUAUCCCCGCGGCCCCGGUUCAAAUAAUUCCCGUUUGGAAAGCGGUGGCGGGAAUGGAUGAAGUUGCACGAAAUAAAAGAAAAGUCAUCGUCAACGACGCCGUUCAGAUUUUCCAGAUGAGAGUCGAGUUAAUCGACGAUGCGAGUAAACAAAAUGACCAUUGGAUUAUUGCCACCGGUGCUCAACAAGACCCCGAUAAUUCACAGUUAAAGCAAUACGCAAAACGACAUCGAUUACGCAUAUUGGGUGGUGUCGCCGCGCUAUUGAACAGCACAAAGAAGAGAUUGCACGUUGAAGAUCAGGUGAUCAAUUUGAACGCAAGUUUAGAUGGGAAUCAAGAAGAGUUUAAAG